Molecule: messenger RNA, 933 nt
Organism: Cladophialophora yegresii CBS 114405
Lineage: Eukaryota; Fungi; Ascomycota; Eurotiomycetes; Chaetothyriales; Herpotrichiellaceae
Exons: 1
Coding region: 1-933 (310 amino acids)
Source: RefSeq, a predicted model, not a curated record
AUGGAGGCUACUGUGCAAAACGACCAGAGGCAGAGUCUCUUGUGUUCACUCCCCACCGAGAUCAGGAUCCAGAUCUUUACACUUGUGUUGACUGCGGAUCACGACCUCUCCAGACCAUAUCGGGCCGAUCGGAAGUACUACAGACCACAAUAUCAAUACCAUCAGAAGAUCGACUUCUCGCUUCUUUUCACGUGCAAACAGAUCUAUGGCGACACUCGUUUGCUACCUAUUUCGGCCAAUGAACAUGUGUUCUGGUUGUUUAAUGGCCCGUGGAAACAAUUUAACCAGAACAACCGCAACACUGCGCGCUGGGACUCCUGGUAUUUCAGCUUGAAUGAAGCACAGAAACCGGCAAUCCAGAAAGUCCAUAUUUUCAACCAACAGUACUAUCUGGAGAACCUCAUUACCACUGACGCCAGGAGAUUCCCAUUCAAAACGCAUAGUCUCCAUUUGACCUUUCGUCACUCCGACUGGUGGUCAUGGGAAUCACCACCGGCGUCAAGCGACCGCCUCGGUAUCUGUCCAUGGAGACGUCAUCGUACCUCUUGCCAGGCAAUGCUCGCUGAGCCGAUCCAACCAGACCUGGCUUACAUCAAGGAGCGAAUGGUCGAGGGGACUUGGGGAGGAUCGAUCUGCCAAAUUCUUAACCUACGAAAGCUUGUGCUGGAGUUCGAGACUGACGAGAGAAAGAAAUCACAACUUGAAGCGGUCGUCGAAAGAGCCAAGGGUUGGAAGUUCCCAUUGGCUUGGGAAGAUCUUGUUCUCGAAUGGAGUGGACAGCUCGAUGUGUCUCGGUGGGAAGGUGUACGAGAUCUCAAAGAUGAUUAUCACUUUCUGAAGGAGCAGCCUGUUCGGGACGACCUACCCAAACGCCAGUACUACGUUGUCACAAUGGUGUGGCAGGCCAAGCCAGUGAGCAAUUCGGUCGAUUGA